UAUUCUUUUAACAACAUAACUUCACUAGAACACAAACAAUGACUUCAUCAAUACUUUCCUUUCCUAUUCUCAUUUCAGUUAUCUUUGUGAUUUCAAUAUCCUCAGCACAAGCAGUUGUGCCUGCUAAUGCGACGUUUAAGUACACCAACGAAGGUGAACUAGGCGAGUACAUUGUCGAAUACGAUGCCAGCUACCGCACUUUGCCGAUUGCGAGAUUCCCAUUCCAAUUCUGUUUUUACAACACCACCCCUACCGCCUUCAUCCUCGGACUCCGCAUGGGGAACCGUCGUUCCGAAUCAACCAUGCGGUGGGUUUGGGACGCCAAUCGCGCCAAGCCGGUCCGAGAGAAGGCCACAUUGACAUUCGGCACUGAUGGAAACCUCGUCCUAGCCGAUGUCGAUGGCACCGUGGCGUGGGAAACUGGCACCGCAAACAAAGACGUCGUAAGAUUGGAGCUGCUUACGAAUGGUAAUUUGGUGUUGAUUGACUCGAAGGGGAAAUUUGUUUGGCAAAGCUUUGAUCACCCUACUGACACUCUCUUGGUGGGACAAUCUCUCGUAUCGAGCGGGGCGAAUAAAAUCGUGAGCAGACUAUCCGAUGUCGAGGCCUCGAACGGGCCGUACUCGUACGUGAUGGAGAAGAGUCAGCUGUCUUUGUACUACAAGCCUGCGAAUGUCAAAACUCCCAUACUCUAUGACCAAACUGUGUUCGGCACUGGCAAAGACACAUUGACGAAAAUCCAGUUUACAAUCGACCCGUUCACGAAUAUAGAGAGCGACACCGUUUGGGCUAAUGAGUUCCACCUCGAGUCCUUCAUGAACAACUCGACCGAAUCCAGUGGCUCGGCUGUAUUGUCGAGAGCAAAGUACAACACUACUUACUCAAUGCUCCGUGUUGAUAGCGAUGGUAAUUUGAGAGUUUAUACGUACGAAGAGCACGUUGAUUACGGUGCAUGGGAGGUCACGUACGUGCUCUUCGACAGAGACCAAGGGCGAGAGAGCGAGUGUAAAUUGCCGCAAAGAUGCGGAGCUCUUGGAGUAUGCAGUGAUGAUCAAUGCGUGGCUUGCCCGACAGCCAAUGGUCUGGCAGGAUGGAGCAAGAGUUGUGCACCACCGGUUUUGCCUGCGUGCGGCAAGGGGGCUAUCGACUACUACAAAGUUGCGGGUGUUGAGCAUUUUACGAAUGGUGUUACGAGUGGAACUCCACGAAGCACACUGGCGGAUUGCCGGAAGAAAUGUGACUCGGAUUGCAAGUGUGUGGGAUUUUUCUACAGGGAAGAAUCGUCGACGUGCUUGUUGGCUUCUGUUCUAGGCGCUUUGAACCAAGUGGCUAAUGCAUCUCACGUUGCUUAUAUUAAGAUGUCCAAGUAGAGGAUUGACCAAAAUCGUUUUCUGUUCUGUCCGUAAUAAUGUUUCAGUUUCAGACGCAGUCUUGCUCUAGUCUUAUUUCCAGAGCUGGGACCUUUCUAUUUUAUACUCAUGUAUCAUGGAUGCACCAAAUAAAUCUUCCUGGAAGAAGUUUGUUUAAGUUCAAUAAGUCACUUGUACAUUAUUAAUUUAUUAUUGCUUUUUAUGUGCGA
Molecule: messenger RNA, 1579 nt
Organism: Daucus carota subsp. sativus
Lineage: Eukaryota; Viridiplantae; Streptophyta; Magnoliopsida; Apiales; Apiaceae
Product: epidermis-specific secreted glycoprotein EP1
Exons: 1
Coding region: 39-1370 (443 amino acids)
Source: RefSeq, a predicted model, not a curated record